This is a messenger RNA of Ylistrum balloti, 5876 nucleotides long. RefSeq names its product fas-binding factor 1 homolog. The transcript is spliced from 33 exons. The record is from RefSeq and is a predicted model, not a curated record. NCBI's taxonomy places the organism in Eukaryota, Metazoa, Mollusca, Bivalvia, Pectinida, Pectinidae. The coding region runs from base 9 to 4298 and encodes 1429 amino acids. Gene Ontology annotation, biological process: cilium assembly; establishment of epithelial cell polarity. Gene Ontology annotation, cellular component: ciliary basal body; centriole; ciliary transition fiber.
AAGACAAAAUGGACAAUAAAUGGACACCUGGUAAUUCAUCUGGAAGCAAGAAAUCAAGUAAAGCCAAAGGAAGUGGAUUAGAUGAUCUUCUGGGGGAUCUCCUAGAUGAUGAUGUGCCAAAGAAGAAAGUCACUUCAAACGUAUCACCACCAACAAUCAAAGCCAAUAAAAGACAAAGGGAUGAUGACUUCUACAGUAACCUGGCAGCCACAGCCGAGGAUGAUUUGUCUGACGUAUCAGAAGCAGAUGUCAAUCAGGUGGCAAAGAGCAUUGCUGAUCUUGAAGACAUGGAUGCUGACCUCUUUGGUGGGUCCAUUAAAAAAAAAGGUAGCAUUAAGGGAACAAGUGAUAGAUCCAGCAAACCCAACACCCCAAGACGGGGUAGUACCCCUAGGUCAGCUCGUAACACCACCCCCAGGGCCACAUCACCACAGGCCAGAGUGACCUCUCCAACAGGGCCUAACAGAGGCAUUUCUGCAUCAGCCCGUGUCACCUCUCCGACCAGGACAGAAACACCUACAAGUCCCACAGGGAUAUCUAGCUCACGUACAGGCAGUGGUAAAAGACGAACUGCAGCAGCUGCAACUUCCAGUUCUUUUUCACCAGCACCUGUACCAGACUACAAGCCUGGCACUGCACCUGGUAAAAUGACAGAUAUUGGCUCUGCAUCGGAGUCUCUCAAGCCUGGUGUCCAUUCAAAUGAAAGACCAGGAACUGUUCCUAAAGCUAAGGCAAAGUAUGACUUUGGAGAGUUUAAUGAGGAUGACCCACUGGCAGGCCUUAUCAGUGAUGAAGAUGAUUCAGCUUCCUGGGCAGCGAAGCCAAAAAAGUCAGUACUGAAAAAACAGAGGUCCUUGGAGGACACACCCUCACCUGCUGAGAAGGAGCAGGUAGAAACUCCAAGACGGAAUGUGUAUGACCGACCACCUACCAGGAGUGGUGUUUCUAAGUCUGAACCAGUCAUAGAAGAAAUACCCAAACCAGUCUCUCCUCGUAAGGAGGAAGUGGUGAGAAGAGACGAUCCUACUCCUAUCAAAAAAGAUCCUUUACCAGCCAGACGGAAAUCCGAUGCAGGUCUGUUUAGUGAUGAUGAUGAUGACCUCCUGGGAGAUUUAGGUAUCGAUGACAAGCCAACCAAACCUGUCGACAAGGCUCGCUCUGUACACAGUGAAGAGGAUGGCCAGCCAGCCAAGGCGAUUUUUGAUAAACUUCUUGGUAAAGAUACAGUCUCCAAGCACUUGGAUACCAACAAAGAAAGACGAGAGUUUGUCCUGGAUAAAAAAUACACUAAAAAUGCUGAAGAUGAAGAGGAUGACUUUCUAUUUGGAGCCUACCAGCCCUCAGCUGCAUCCACUCAGGGAUCCCGGCCUAACUCACGUCGAUCUGUUCGAUUCCAAGAUGAGGAUGACAUCUUUGGUAUAAGUGAACGUCCUCCCUCUCGGGGACGAUCCCCAGCCACAAAGAAGCCGGAUGACAUGGACUGGUUGGACAUGACUGUCAGUAAGCCAGCCAUAAAACCUACCACUCCUGAGAAGUCUACUCCCAAACCAACCACAACAGAAAAAUCUAAGCCUACUAUUGACAACACUGGGCCAUCUAAGCCUCAACAGGAGAAGUUUGUCAACAAAUCCGAUCCGAUGGACUGGCUGGAGAAACUGAAACAGGACAAUAUGGCUGACGAUCCUGCCUUCAUGGCUGAUGUCAGUCCACCAUCAGAGCCCAGGGAGGACACAAAGUUGUCUGUGACUGACUUCCAACAGAAAAAGAAGGAAGGGAAGGACUUGAAACAGCAGGAAAGCUGGAUGGACAGUGGAGGAGAUGAUUACCUAGGGCUGGGGAAAGAGAUUGAUCCAGACUCACUCCUAAAAUCUAAAACAAAAGUGCCAACAUUUGGUGGAGCCGAUAGAAACUCUGAGAAAAUGGCAGACCUUUUCUCCACUGGUCCUUCAAAACCAGAAAAAAGUUCUCCGUUUUUUGAUCGUGGACUACCACCAAAACCAGACCUUUCAAAACAGGUGAUCGCUGAAGAGGAAACCAUGCUGUCACUAGGGAGCCCAAGGGUCCCCCUCUCCUCACAAAUUGGUCAGCUGGGAAAGCUGGACAAUGACACUGAUUAUUUUGGUUCACCCCAACAGAAGUCACCAGACACUGCUGUUCAGACUGACUUCUUCAGUUUUGACAAAAGUAGGAGAGGAAGUGAGUCAGUAACAGUGCCUCAAGGUCAGGCUGAUCUACAGUAUCCUUAUGUUCACACUCCCCAGAACUCCUUCCAUCAACUACCUGCCCAGCAAGAGGUCAUAGGUCAACAACAAACCAUGGUACAGCAGCAACAACAAGCUGCAAUGCAGCUACACCAACAAGUGAACAUUCAACAACCGGCAGCAUUACAGCAACAACAACAGGCAAAUUUCAUUCAACAACAGUCACAACUGCAGCAGAUGAUGUCAGACCUCCAGAAACAAUAUGAAACUUCACUCAAGACACCAGUAUCAGGUGCGCCAUCUAUGCCUGGAAUUUCCCCAUUGAUGGGUUUGGGUGUAGGGACCAGUGUGAUGUUGACAGAUCCUCCAAAGUCUCUAAUGGAAGCUGAGGCUCGUAUUCGAAAGCUUGAGAUUGAGAGGGAUUAUGUUCAGUCAAUUCUUGAUUCAACAAAGCGUCGUUCCGAGGAGGAAAUAGAAGCUGUGGAAAAUUCUUACAAGAGCAGAAUGAAACAUAUAGAAGAAACCAACAAAAGUAUAGUAGACAGAUUGAAGGAAGAAAAUAGCCAGAUGUUGAAUCAGCACACGUCUCGUAUAAGGAGUUUAGAGGAGGAAAAGUCCAACAUAAACACUCAGCUGUAUCGCAGGAUAGAGGAGCUGGAGCGUGACCGUGCAGAAGAAUUAGAAAAGGUCAAACAAACACACAGAAAAGUUCUAGCAGAAUUAAAAGAGGACCACAACAAUUCUUUGCAACGACUGAAGCAGGCCAAGGACCAACAAAUAGAGGCUGCCGCCACUUCUCAUGAUACUACAAAGUCAUUAGUGGCAGCUGUGACACUGAUUGAAAAUAAUGCUCGUGACCUUGGAGAGCUCCAAAUGAAGGUCAAUAGCUGGCAUAGUCAGGGUCUGGAUGAACGGGAGAUCAUCACCAGAUCAAAGGACGAGCAGCUUCGCAUCCUACAGGAAAGACUCGCCAAACAACAAGAUGACAAUGAUCAGGAGCGCCAAAGGUUGAACGACCUGACCAACCGUUUAGAAGCACAACUUAGGGAGCAGAAUCGUCAGCUAGAUGAGGAACGAUGGAAAGCAAAGCAGGAACAGAAUCGUCUUCAUACUCUGCAGGUAGCUCUCGAAGAAGAACGACAACUGUGGACUGAACAGCAGGCUAGGGAUAGAGCUAGUAUAGAGAAAACAAGGGAAACAUUAUUGGAAGAUGAGAAAUCCUUGUUAUCACAGCUUCAUCGUGAGCGUCAGUCCUUGGCAGAGGAACGGAUGCAGUUUAAUGUCACACAACAAAUCCAGAAGGAUGAAACAGAACAGUACACCAUGAAGCUAGCUCAUGCAAAGGCAGAGUAUGAAGCCACUAUGAAGGCUAUCUCUGGGGAGAAGAACAAGAUGUAUGAACGGAGACAGGAACUGCAGACAAUAGAAGACCGUGUGAGGGAUGAACAGAGGAAACUGGAGAGGGAUGAAGACAGAUGGCGCAGUAAGCAGGAAGACUUCGAGGAAACAGCUGCCACACUGAAGGCAAAGUCAGAAGAGGUGGAUGAGAUGUACAUGGAAGCCCAGAAAAAGUUCGAGGAGGGAGAACAGGCACUGCUGGAGGCGCGGUCGUUGGAGAGUGAAGACAAAAUGAGGAUGGACAGCAUACAGGAUCAGAUUCAGAUACUACGGGUCAAAGAAAAGGAGAUUGCCGAGGAAAAGCUACGUCUGUCCCGAGAGAAGAAGGAGGUAGAAAACCUAAGGUUUACAUUGCUCUGUCCAAACUGUCGCACGCCCAGAGGAGACAGUAUGAAUAUUAUCCCACCUCAAGUGCCAAUGGAGAGUAUGCCUCAGAUGACAAACCAGACAUCGCCUUCUUACAUUGGAAAUGGGUACAAUGCAGUGUCCAGACAGAUGGUGUCACAUCAAGUCCCCAGUCCAUCAAUACAGAUGUCACUGAAUUCUGUCCAGUCCAUCACAGAGACCAUCAAGGCAGAUCGAUCAGUACGUAUGUGGAAGGUGGAAGCCAUGAAGGACCAGAAGUACCUGGAUGAACAGAACAUGUUCCUCUAUACACUGAGACAUAUGCCUUACAACAAGACAUCAACAAACUCCUGAUGAUGGCACCACAAGUAUCAGCAACAUUGUUCACAAUUAUAUCCAAGUUGGCCAACGAAUGACCUAUAUGGUGGUAUCUGUUUCAGACCAAGCAUGUGGUGUUUAUAUUUAUCCCUAUAGUUGGCAGCUCUUCAUUAAAGAAUCUCCACAUCACAUAUCUAGCUAGUCAAAGAGUGUGACUGUAUCAGAGAAAACAGCAUCAUGUUGCUGGUCUGUGAUAGCCAAACACAAAUUAACACUUACUUGUUUUAAUUCCAUCACAUUUACAUAAUCUUGGACACAUGGCCAGAAGAUCUAUGUGAAGGGUAAAAAUGUACUCUGUAUGAGAUCAUCAGACCUUAUGUACACUGAGACAGUCAGAUCUGUGUGAAGGGUUAUAAUGUACGCUGAGACAGUCAGAUCUGUGUGAAAGGUUAUAAUGUACACUGAGACAGUCAGACCUGUGUGAAGGAUUAUAAUGUACACUGAGACAGUCAGACCUGUGUGAAGGGUUAUAAUGUACACUGAGACAGUCAGAUCUGUGUGAAAGGUUAUAAUGUACACUGAGACAGUCAGACCUGUGUGAAGGAUUAUAAUGUACACUGAGACAGUCAGACCUGUGUGAAGGGUUAUAAUGUACACUGAGACAGUCAGAUCUGUGUGAAAGGUUAUAAUGUACACUGAGACAGUCAGACCUGUGUGAAGGGUUAUAAUGUACACUGAGACAGUCAGAUCUGCGUGAAGGGUAAUAAUGUACACUGACACAGUCAGAUCUGCGUGAAGGGUUAUAAUGUACACUGAGACAGUCAGAUCUGUGUGAAGGGUUAUAAUGUACACUGAGACAGUCAGACUUGUGUGUGGGGUUAUAAUGUAGGCUGAGACAGUCAGACCUGUGUGUGGGGUUAUAAUGUAGGCUGAGACAGUCAGACCUGUGUGAAGGGUUAUGAUGUACUCUGGUAAAAGGACUGAUUUAGCAUAUUAUGUAUUUUUUAGUUUGAUAAGUAGACAUAUAAAAUAUGCUGUCUUUAAGAGAAAUGUAGAAGUAGUGAUGAUUUUAUGAUAACAAACCCACCUCCGUGCCUGUAACAGUUAAGUUGUUGCCAAAGUGGUGAAUUCCAUUCUCUUUUAAUGAUGUCCAAAGCAUUUUGUAGAGUGUUUUACUUUUAUAGAUGUAUCAGGGAAUUAGAGCACUGAUGGAAUAUUCUUACAAUGAUGUACGUAUGACGACAGAUUCUACGUACGACGACAGAUUCUACGUACAUUGACAGAUUCUACGUAUGAUGACAGAUUCUACGUAUGACAACAGAUUCUACGAUAAAUGUCAAUUGAUGUUACAUGUGUAUGUACACAUGGUGACUGACUAUUGAUUUAAUUUUUAUGAAUUUUUGUAAAAUUUACAAAACAUAUUUAUACAGGUUAGUGACUUUAGCAAAUAGCAUUAGGGGUAAGAGAGGCAGCUCAUCUGGGGACGAGUAACAGACCAACGGGGGACAAGGGGCUACAUAGAGUGUAGUGACAGACCAACGGGGGACAAGGGGCUACAUAGAGUGUAGUGACAGACCAACAGGGGACAAGGGGCUACAUAGAGUGUAGUGACAG